Messenger RNA from Suillus subalutaceus, 1963 nucleotides. Its product is annotated as translation elongation factor EF-1 alpha. Gene Ontology annotation, molecular function: GTP binding; translation elongation factor activity; GTPase activity. The record is from RefSeq and is a predicted model, not a curated record. Gene Ontology annotation, biological process: translational elongation; translation. The coding region runs from base 295 to 1677 and encodes 460 amino acids. NCBI's taxonomy places the organism in Eukaryota, Fungi, Basidiomycota, Agaricomycetes, Boletales, Suillaceae. The transcript is spliced from 8 exons.
UAUAACUAUCAGUAAAAUCAACAGGCUCUCUCUUUCUUCCGUACCAUCACAUCCCAUUCCUCUUUGUUUUUUUCUCUCUUUCUGUACACUUAAGUGAGUUUUUUUUUUCUUUUCCGAUCUUUCAAAAGAUCCUGGUUACUAGCGCGAUCCAUUCACCGAUGUCCUUAUCGUCAUCGCGCGAUGGCAUUCUGCGAUUUUACAUCUUAUGGUCUCCGAUUACUAUGAUCACUGCCAAUCCGUCUUCUUGAAGUAUCAGUCACUGACGAUCGCACCAUUGGACAGAAAUCCUUCAAAAUGGGAAAGGAAAAGAUUCACGUUAACGUUGUCGUCAUCGGUCACGUCGAUUCUGGUAAAUCUACCACCACUGGCCACUUGAUCUACAAGUGCGGUGGUAUCGACAAGCGUACCAUCGAAAAGUUCGAAAAGGAAGCUGCUGAGCUCGGCAAGGGUUCCUUCAAAUAUGCAUGGGUCCUCGACAAGCUAAAGGCUGAGCGUGAGCGUGGUAUCACGAUCGACAUUGCUCUGUGGAAGUUCGAGACCCCCAAGUACAUGGUUACCGUCAUUGAUGCCCCAGGACACCGUGAUUUCAUCAAGAACAUGAUUACUGGUACCUCCCAAGCUGACUGUGCUAUUCUCAUCAUUGCUGGUGGUACUGGUGAGUUCGAAGCUGGUAUCUCCAAGGACGGUCAGACCCGUGAGCACGCCCUCUUGGCGUUCACCCUCGGUGUCCGUCAGCUCAUCGUUGCCGUCAACAAGAUGGACACGACUAAGUGGAGCGAGGAUCGUUUCAACGAAAUUAUCAAGGAAACCUCCACCUUCAUCAAGAAAGUCGGCUACAACCCCAAAGCCGUUGCAUUCGUCCCCAUUUCUGGCUGGCACGGUGACAACAUGUUGGAGGAGUCCCCCAACAUGCCAUGGUACAAGGGCUGGACCAAGGAGACCAAGGGCGGUGUUGUUAAGGGCAAGACCCUCCUCGAUGCUAUCGAUGCCAUCGAACCUCCUGUCCGUCCUUCUGACAAGCCCCUCCGUCUUCCCCUCCAGGAUGUCUACAAGAUCGGUGGUAUUGGCACUGUACCCGUCGGUCGUGUUGAGACUGGUGUCAUCAAGGCUGGCAUGGUCGUUACCUUCGCUCCUUCGAACGUGACCACUGAAGUCAAGUCCGUUGAAAUGCACCACGAGCAGCUUGUUGAGGGUCUUCCCGGAGACAACGUCGGUUUCAACGUCAAGAACGUUUCGGUCAAGGAUAUCCGUCGUGGCAACGUUGCUUCUGACUCCAAGAACGACCCCGCCAAGGAAGCUGCUUCCUUCAAUGCUCAGGUCAUCGUCCUCAACCACCCUGGUCAGAUCGGUGCUGGCUACGCUCCAGUGCUUGACUGUCACACCGCCCACAUCGCUUGCAAGUUCGCCGAGUUGAUUGAGAAGAUCGACCGUCGAAGUGGAAAGUCCCUCGAGGCAUCUCCCAAGUUUGUCAAGUCUGGUGAUGCUUGCAUCGUCAAGCUUGUUCCCUCUAAGCCCAUGUGUGUCGAGUCCUACAACGAAUACCCACCUCUGGGUCGCUUCGCCGUCCGUGACAUGAGGCAGACUGUUGCUGUCGGUGUCAUCAAGUCGGUCGAUAAGACUGACAAGUCUGGCGGAAAGGUGACGAAGUCUGCGGAGAAGGCUACCAAGAAGAAGUAAUAGAUGUAGAACUGCCGUAUCCAUAUUCUUUUCUUUCCGGCUUUCUGCUGUACGCUGUCUCUCUGGUGCCACCCAUACGGUAUUCAUACCUGCAAUGUGUUUACUAUCAUCAUUUGUAUGCACGAUUAACGAAGCUGGCAGCGAGGUCAUGACCAGUGGCCUCGCUCGCCUGUUGAUUAAUGUCGCGGAGAUGUUGUCUCGAAUAAGAACGAAGGGAUUUAAUUGUAUCAAUAUUUUUAUUCGUCGUCCUCUCUUCCAUUGCAAUCGACGUGCAUCAAAGCUUCAG